GGCCUCUUCUACGUGUCUCGCGCUUUUAAAUAUCGGCCGGGCGGCGACCGGGCCUCUUUAGAUUUCCGAUCGGAGCGGCUGGAGAGAGCGAGAUUUCUCCUAUCCCUUGCGCUCUCCUUCGUUCUCGAUCUCAUUGGUGUCCUUGGGGGCCCUCUUGGUCGGCGGCUAAGAUGGGGUUCCUAUCAUUCGCCGGGAGAGUUCUCUUCGCCUCGUUCUUCAUCCUGACCGCGUAUCAGGAGUUUUCCGAAUUCGGACUUGAUGGUGGUCCAGCAGCUAAGGCUUUAGCUCCCAAAUAUGACCUUUUUGUGAAUCAUGUAUCGUCACAUCUGGGAGUUAAAGUACCAGAAGUUGAUAUUAAACAUAUUGUCAUUUCUACUAUAGUUCUGAGAGGGCUUGGAGGCCUUCUGUUUAUCUUCAGUAGCUCAUUUGGAGCUUAUCUCCUGCUUCUGUAUUUGGCAUUGGUCACACCUAUUUUGUUCGACUUCUAUAACUACAACAUUGAGAAGCCAGAGUUUGUACGACUUUUUGUCAGGUUUACACAGAAUUUGGCUCUCUUUGGCGCCACACUUUUCUUUAUUGGGAUUAAGAACUCCAUGCCAAAGAAACAACCCAAGAAGAAGACUCCCAAAAUGAAGACCACCUGAGAUAAGGCUGGGGGGCUCGUUGAUGCAGUGGGGAAAUCAGGUGGCAGUGAGGUGAUUUUACAUCAACAAGCAGUUGCCGCCUCUCUAAAUCUACGGCAGCCAAGUCAUUCUGUACUUCUAUUUGUGUUCCAAUUUUUGUUUUUUGCCCUCUUGUUGUUUGUGAAGAUGUUUGUGGUCAGAAUCUCUGCAUCUGAGAUGUGAGCGGCAGUUUAGGAUUAUGUUGUAUACUUCAUACCUCAGUUUGAUCUAAAAAGAGCAUAUUUUAUCUUGAGAUAUUCUGCCCAAGGUAUUAGAAGUUGAAAACAUGAAAGGUAUUUCUACAUAGAUUUAUUUGAAGAUUUGAGCCUUCUUUU
Messenger RNA from Elaeis guineensis (African oil palm), 997 nucleotides. RefSeq lists its product as uncharacterized. NCBI's taxonomy places the organism in Eukaryota, Viridiplantae, Streptophyta, Magnoliopsida, Arecales, Arecaceae. The record is from RefSeq and is a predicted model, not a curated record.